This is a messenger RNA of Purpureocillium lilacinum, 336 nucleotides long. The record is from RefSeq and is a predicted model, not a curated record. Lineage: Eukaryota; Fungi; Ascomycota; Sordariomycetes; Hypocreales; Ophiocordycipitaceae.
AUGAGUAUCACGCAGCCGACUCGUUCUUUCGAUAUACUUGUGCCUUCUGUACUGCGGCUUCCCAUGAUCCAAGGAUGGACCAUCUUCCACGUUCACCAUAGCUGGGAACGCCAGGCUCCCGCCUCAAACGAGACACUAGCUGUAAGCCAUCGAGGCCAAAUGGACCUGUCCUUCAACAUCGGGCCCCUGCCGGACCACUUGCAGUCACCAUUGUGCUUCAUCUUGAUAGACACCUCGGCCUACCUUGGAGGGUAUUUUCAGCUGGUCCCGGGUCCUCGCCCGCGCCUCGCCGGGGGAUACAGCGCGAUGUGCGUCGUUGGGAGUCGUGAUGUCUGA